CCCCAGCCGGCGCUGGUACAAGCGGUGCCAGGCUCAGGCCGUGCCAGGCUCCGGCGGCCGUCACUGGUACCCCCGCGGUGCAGCUGGGCUGGGAGGCGCUUCUGCGGCGCUGCGGGAGGCACGGGGAGGGGCGGUGGGGGCUGUCUUGUGCUGAUUCCACCAGCAGCUCCGGAAAGACAGCUACCCGGCAGCGACUGGACCGAAGAAAACCUCAGGCAGGCGCUGCUUUUCUUUUGCUGUUGGAUUUGCUGGAGGCUGUGGUUACCUGCUUGGUGGUGUUUGCAGCAGUAGCUCUGUGCCAGGAGACGGUGACUUCCAGGAGCUUCUCUCUACUUCCCUUAAGGAGGUUCUGUAACACUGAUGAUAUAAUCGAGAUCGGCUUAUUUACCUAGAGAACUUCCUGCUUCAAUCUAUUUCCUUAAAGAAAUGAAGAAGGGACCAGAAAGCGGAGCAUGCACCCUUGCUGCUCCAGGCAAUUUAGUGGAGUCAGAUCCAGACACUAAAAGCAGCAAUGGAGCCUCAGCAAGAGCGAAAGACACACUUCUCUCUCCUGGACAACUGGAAAACGUACUGCUGAAACCCAGUACAGAAACAUCCAGAAAAAAACUGUGUGGCUAUUUAAAUAAGCUGGGCAUCAAGGGGCCAAUCAAGACCUGGAAGUCUCGUUGGUUCUUUUAUGACGAAAACAAAUGUCGCUUACUAUACUACAGAACUGCCCAGGACAUUAAUCCUUUGGGGUCUAUUGAUCUCUCCAGCGCCAGCUUUGACUGUAAAAUGGAAAAUGGGGAAGGAGUUUUUGAGAUCAGAACACCAAGCAGAGUUUUUACUUUGAAGGCAAUCAGCAAACAGGCAAUGAUGUACUGGCUGCAACAGCUGCAAUUGAGACGUUGGGAAUUUUGCAACACUCAGAGCAGAUUUCCUGUGGGCAGCUCCCAGCUUGUGAAUGAACCUCUGGCUGGAAGAACAAAUGUAGUUGACAAUGAAGACUUUCUGCCUCUGGUGAAAACACCAACAGAAGCAGUGGGUUUAAAGGCAGCAUCGUUGCCUGCACCUCAAACAUCUACUGCUUUGCAGAACAUCUCCCUUAAGCACCCUUGGACAGAGAUACAAAACACUGUCUACAAUAUUUGCGGCUCCAAGCAGCUCUGGGGGAACAAUGGGAAUGUCUUUAGCUUUGAUGAAUUCCAAGAGCAUCCUGAGAAUGUGGAUGAGAAGCAAGAGGCAGAAGUGGAGGCAGGUCGUGCAGAUAAGGAGGGGACCCUGGAAGAUGGGAGGAUGGAGCCCAGACUGAACUGGAUUAGGAAAGCCAGGUGGAUGAACAGUGGCUUCCCAGGCUCUGAAGAAUUGUCCAGGGAGAAGAACUCAGUGGAUAAAGUGAGUGUCCUACAGCAACAGAUUCUGACACUCACAGAGGAAGUCAAAUCACAGAAGGAACUGGUUAAACUUCUCCACAAAGCUCUGGAGGCAGCCCAGCAGGAGAAGCGAGUAUCUAGCAUGUAUCUCACUGCAGCAGAAGAUAAGGACAGGCUGGAGCUGGUGCGCCACAAAGUGAGACAAAUUGCAGAUCUGACAAGUCGAUUGGAAGCUCUUGAACAAGAAAAGAAGGAACUGGAGCAGAUAUUGACUUUAAGAGACAGCCAUAUCCAGGAGCUCAAGGAACAUGUGCAGCUUUUGAUGGAGAAGAACCAUGCCAAACAGGAAGUCAUCAUGGCCUUGACAGAGCAAAUGGCCCGAGAGUUCUCUGACCCCCUGCAAGAAGCCAACACUAUCACUGUAGAGACGUUGUAUAAGCAGCAGGAGGAGAUUGAACAUCUGAAGGAUGAUAUUGAUGCAUACAAAACCCAGAACCAGUUUCUCAAUUCAGAGAUCCACCAGGUUACUCGACUCUGGACAAGCGUUGCUGAGAAUGAAAAAGCCCUUCUGAUGAAGUGUGCCUGCCUGCAAGCAAGAAACUGCCAGAUGGAGAGCAAAUACCUGACAGUCUUGAGAAAGCUGCAGGAGGCUGUGCCUGGCUUGCCCAGCUCGCAUGCUGAAUUGGUGAAGAACCUCAUCCAGGAAGCUCUCCAGUGGGAUGUGAAGGAAGAAGCAGAUGAAGGUUUUAACUUGAACCCUGUAAGCGAGUAUGAUGAGUAUGGGUUUAUGACUGUACCUGACUAUGAAAUUGAGGACUGGAAACUCCUGGCCAAAAUCCAAGCCCUUGAGAUAAAGUCCAACAAACUGCGAAGCCACGAAAUAGUGGAGAAGCCCCUCCGUGACAGAUGGAACAGCAUUGGAGAGCUGAACCCCUCUGCAGAGUUGAAGAGUCUGAUCCGAAGUGGCAUUCCAGUGGAGCAUCGGCAGCGGGUGUGGAGGUGGAUGGUCAGCCGGCACUGCAGCCCUGUGUGUGGCCACUACCAGCGACUGUUGGAGCAGAGCAGGAGCACCGAGCACCCUGCCUGCCGGCAGAUUGAGCUUGACCUGCCCCGCACACUCACCAACAACAAGCAUUUUUCCUCUCCCACUUCCCAGCUCAUCCCCAAGCUCCGGAGGGUGUUAUUGGCAUUCUCCUGGCACAAUCCUGCCAUUGGAUACUGCCAGGGAUUGAACAGAUUGGCAGCUGUUGCUCUCCUGGUCCUGGAAGAUGAGGAGAGUGCUUUCUGGUGUCUAGUCUAUAUUGUGGAGAACCUAAUGCCAGCGGACUACUACAGUGACACACUAAUAACAUCACAGGUAGAUCAGAGAGUCUUCAAAGACUUCCUGUCUGAGAAGCUGCCUCGCCUCAUGGCUCAUUUUGAACAGUAUCGCAUUGAUGUCUCACUCAUCACCUUCAACUGGUUUCUGGUGGCCUUUGUGGACAGCCUGGUCAGCGACAUCCUCUUGCGAGUGUGGGAUGCUUUCUUGUAUGAGGGAACUAAGGUCAUUUUCCGCUAUGCUCUUGCAAUUUUUAAAUACAACGAGGAGGAAAUCCUAAGGAUUCAUGACAGUGUGGAGAUCUACCAGUACCUACGCUUUUUCACAAGAAUGAUCAUGGAUGGCAGGAAGCUGAUGAACAUUGCUUUCAAUGACUUAAACCCCUUCCCCAUGAAACUGCUGAGGAGCCGUCGGUCAAUGCACAGGGAAGAGCUGGAGGCAGAGCUGUGUGAACUUGAACAGAUCAAGGCGGCCUACGUCAAAGAGCGAGCAGAGCAGGGACCUCAGGACCUGAAGGACGUCGUUAGCGAAGAGGAGGAAGAGAUCUAACAAAAAGAGACUUGUCAUCACUUCCCUCCCAUCUUGCAGAAGGUCAGCAGCAGCAACUGUCAGUAAGAAAUGGACCAGAGGGGGAAGUGUGGUUACAGGAGUUCAUCUGCCCCAGUAAGCAAGGCUGUAGUUAUGGGACCAUUUGGAGACCAAGUCAGACUUUGUAAUGGUUUGGAAGGUGUCAGAGGAGUUUUAUCCUCUUCUGUACUUCUCUCCAUUCAGCCCAUCCUGUCCUGUGCAGUUCAGGAUUACAGCUGAGGGUGCAGAGGAAAUACCAGCUGUGGUAUAACGACAGGAACUGACAUGGUGCAAAAGACCCAACCAAGCAGGGCUUUUAUACAUUUUCUGAUGGAGGCUUGAACGAGAUCUUUAUGUACACGUAAAAUCUCCAGAAAUAAUGAACCGAGAACACUCCUUCAUUGGUACCUAGGGCUUCUGAAUUGGUCAGGAAAAAAGCCUGCUCUUUGAGGGUAUUGGUGCCUUCAGUAUCUAGCUUGCCAGGAGAGUGUGUGUUUAACAUUGUUACUGAGUCAAGACACUGUCUCCAGGUGAGUGUUAGGUCUGUGGGGUUCUGAAAGCUGGAGGACCUCAUCCAGUGGGACUCAGGCUGGGACAAGAAAAUAGGUUGUGGGAGAGUAGAGUUGCUUCCCCAGUGGGAGGGUCUGAUUCCUGUGGAAGUUCGUGGGAGCACAAGGUGUGUUUCCUGCUUGGCUGGGAAGUGUUGGGAGCUCUCCCUCCUCUUUGUUUAGCUUUGAGACCCUGGCAGCACUCUGUGCUGGUGAGUUUGUUUCAUAGAGGAACUCUCAUCUCUGCAUGCAACCAACCACAGCCUGCCUGCAGGCAGAGCCUAGUGUUAUGUGGACCUUUACUGGGGAUGACUGGGUUUUCUGAUAGCCUUACUCCUGGCCAUCUCUCUGCCCCACAGUUACGGUCCUCCUGUGCUGGGUUUUUACAUUGAUAAUCCCUGUCUCUGACUCCCAUUCAGUAUGGGAGGGAUGAGGCCUUUUCUGUAGAAGUUUAUGAUAUUGAAGGUAUUUUACCCAUGGCAUAUGGCUGGUAAUGAACCUGCAAAUCCUGGGAACAAGGUCACAAAAUAUUACUUGAUAUUCUUUAGAAAAAACCAUUAAUAUCCCCUGAACCAAGGAGCUAGCCUCCAUGGAUCUAGCACUCAGAGAUGCCCUAUCUGCCUCUGGGAAUGGCGUUUGAUAGCCUUCUCCCCUGCCUCCCAGGCUUGCCCAUCCCCUGGGCUAGAUACCCUGCCUGUGCAGCUCAGCCUCCGCAGACCCCGGAUGAGCCAAGUAUUUAGAUAAAUACAACUUCUUCUCCCUAACAUGAUGCCAGAUCCUGCUGCCCCACUUUCUGGCUGAGCAGUGCAUUAUUCCAGGUGUGCCUGCUAUAACAAGGGGUCUGCUUAAUGUUUUUAGACUGACCUUGAACCCAAGUGGAUUAUGCCUUUGUUAAACAUGUUGUGGUUGAUAACCCAACCCUUCAAGUUGUCAGUGUUUGCAGAGGAAGGAAAAGGUGGCAUUCAUAGCCCCCAGUGUUCUCAGCCAAGAUGACAGACUCUAGGGGAGAUAGUGCCUGUUCACCUGAGACACAUGGUCUCCCUCACUGGACAAGUCAGCCAGUUUCAAUGAGUUAUAGAAGACUGAGAUGGGAGAGACCUGUGGAGGCCAACCACACAGUAUAGAAGUAAUCGAAGUGAAGUUUUGGGAAGAGUGGAUAGAUCCCCUGAAUGUCACUGAGAGCUGCACAGAUUGAAAGUGUGGGAUGAGAAAAAAAUGUUACUACAACCCUACUACAGUAUCUCAGAAAAAUGAACUUAUUUUAAAACUAUGCCACCUAGCUAGGGAAGUCUAAAAGGCAGGUCUUUCUUCACAGAUGAUAUUGCUAAUCUGAUUUAUUUAUACUCUUACAUUCAUGGGUGCACACAGACUUUUGCUAUUGUUACAGACAUUAUAUUUUAAAUCAAGACCAUGAAAAUUGAAAGUUUACUUACAAUUUUAUUUCUUAGAGCUUUCUGCAACAGCUUAAAAAUCUUCCCUCCUGACUUGCCCUUACGUUUAUUAAAAAAGGUAUUUGAAACAUGUAUUAUUAGACUAAACCACAGCCUGACAUAUGUCUACAGUGUAUGAUAAACAUUGGUCUAUGUGAUACAUAAACUCUUCUGAAGCAGACAUAAGGAUCAAGGUAUUGACCCUGAUGGGGAAUUCUGAAAAUAAUUUUUAAUUGAAAUCAGAAGGGAAGGACAUCUGAGGGUUGCUAUAAGUUUCUUUUCUUUUGUGUCUUCAUCAGUUCUUUGGUCCAUGUGUAUUUGUUGAGGGCCAUUUCCUCUAGUCAUAACCAAUCACUUGUGUUCAUUCUUUAUUAAAUUGUGAUGGAUGAAGGAAUAUCUGCAAGACCUAUGCAGACCUGCACCUUGCAGCCAAGCUCGCAUGUCCUCAUGGGCCCUCAUCUACUUUCCUUCUGCUUCACAAACUUCAGCAGUACUGAAAAGCGCUGAACUCAGGUCACAAAAUUCCAGUUGGGACAGAGGUUAGCUUUGCCCAAUGCAAAUCUCUUAGGCCCCUGCAAGACACGGAGUGACUGUCAGUGCCACAGGUGUUUUGAACCUCUUGGUUACCUCUGCAUGAAGUGUUCAAGAAUGAUUUGUGCUGCCGCUGCCAGCUGAUGUGGCUGGGAAACAGUUUGACCUGGUUAUGCAGCCCAGCAAGCUCCUCCUGCCUGUGCUGGUGCCUGUGGAUAAAACAGGUGUCUUUCUACCCAGAGCCGGUCUUUGCUGAGCUUUGCUGCAUGCAUAACAUUACUUGUGAAAUUAAGCUUUCUCUUUCUGCAUUUAUCUAAAGCUUGGGAUACCAGCUCCAACCCUAAAAAGAAUAGUUUUGAUUUCCACACCCACCCUCCUCCAUAUGACGUGCAAUUAAUUUGUCGUUCACUUUGUUGCAGGAUCUUGGGGCCACUAAAAGUUUACAGGGUUUGAGAGGAUAAAUUGGUGGAGGGGUGCCAAACACACAUAAAGCCACUGCUGGCUCAGUAAGUCCCCGAGCUGUCAACAAGAAGAGACCAUGAAGCUUCCCUUCUUCACCCCUUUUUGGCCUGGGUGGUGUUGGGCUGGCAGGAUCUAUACCUUUAUAUGCUGUGGCUAAGCCCUGUAUUCUAGCAUGCUGCCAUGGUAAGAGGCACUACUGGGGAGGUUGUUUCUGGGUUAAUGUUUAGUCUAAGCUUGAGCUUCUCAUCCAGGGUGAAGGUGAGAGCUAAGGGACAAGGCAUUUUCCGUGGGUGGGAAGCAACAACAGCCUGUAGCAGAAGCUGUAACACAGUGCUGGGUUUCUCCUCCAGUUUUUGCAGGCUGGGCAACCUCCUGCCACCAUCACAGACACAAGGCCUGGGGCUUGCUCUCUUCCCAUUCAGGAGCUCACUUGUGGCCUGAGACAAUGCUGAGACUUCUCCAGGUGUCUCCCAGUGCUAAGAGCUCCUUUACAAAACAUUAGGUCUGUUUCGUCUAGGGACAUGGCACCUGCAAGAAGACAAACCACUUUCCCAUGACAGAGCCACAGUGCUGGAGCUGAUACAAUAUAAUGCCACCUGAGAUAAUUUAACCCCUUUCCUAGAGUUCAGUGAGAGGCUGUGGUCUGCACUGAGAUGCUAAAUCAUGAGAUUAUCUGUGUGCUUUCUGCUCAACCUCAGGAGUCUCCAGAGGGGAAAAUGGCACACCAGCUUAGUCAGUGGACGAGAAGGUAUCCCUAACCGUGACACAAUUGGGGCGAGAGGUCCCCUGUCCUGCUGCAGCCAGAUGUUUGCUUUGGGCACAUGGUCCACUACCUUUGAGACAAAGUCCCUAUUUCUCCUUGUUAUUAAAUGACAGCUUCCUGUGAAGUGCAAACUCUGCCUUUGAGACUCCAGCCGUUGAUUCAGUAUCUGCUCUGGUUUUGAGCUUAAUUUUCAUGAUACAGAACAUCUGGCACAUUCUGGUGUCAGGCUGUUGGAAGCUUGGAGACUUGGAGCAAUAUCCAGGGUAAGCAGAAUUAAAUUUCAAGCCCCCUUGUAAUACCAAAAUUGGCCAGAUAAAAACUCUCUAACACAGUUUUGAGUAUUAGAAAGCAGCAUUCUUUAUUGCAGUGUGCUGGUCACUGGGAGAAUCCUCCCUCUAAUUGAGUGCCCUGAGCAUUGGGUAAAUGCUCAAAACUUGAGUUUUUGUCAUACGCUGAUGACACAUUCAUUGGCUAUCCCUGCUUACUUAAUGUAUGUGUAUUACUUUAUUUUACAUAGUCACACUCCUUAUUGGUAGUCCUUAUGUAUUUCUUUGGUGUUUGUCUUCAAUGUCCUGUGUCCUUUUUAGGUGGCUGUUCCUCAACCCCCAUUUUGAGUAAGUGCAAUAUUGUUGCUUUGCAUAACUUCUGCUUUGUCAGCCUUGCAAGCUGAGCUGGCAUCCUGCUUGCAUUUUGCAUGACUUGUUUUGUCCACUUCUCCAAUGCUAUAUUGUUCCCUUUAUUUGAUAAGAGUAAAAUAUUGUUCUGUU
Messenger RNA from Corvus hawaiiensis (hawaiian crow), 7738 nucleotides. RefSeq names its product TBC1 domain family member 2 (gene TBC1D2). Bases 427 to 3219 code for a protein of 930 amino acids. The transcript has 15 exons. The record is from RefSeq and is a predicted model, not a curated record. NCBI's taxonomy places the organism in Eukaryota, Metazoa, Chordata, Aves, Passeriformes, Corvidae.